Boeremia exigua is the source of this 3861-nucleotide messenger RNA. RefSeq names its product Endonuclease/exonuclease/phosphatase. The record is from RefSeq and is a predicted model, not a curated record. Gene Ontology annotation, biological process: phosphatidylinositol dephosphorylation. The transcript has 4 exons. The coding region runs from base 137 to 3763 and encodes 1208 amino acids. Gene Ontology annotation, molecular function: protein binding; phosphatidylinositol-4,5-bisphosphate 5-phosphatase activity. NCBI's taxonomy places the organism in Eukaryota, Fungi, Ascomycota, Dothideomycetes, Pleosporales, Didymellaceae.
CGCUGCGUGACCGCCGCCCGGCCCAGCCCCUCCACGCCCGCUCCCUCGCCAGCGCCCAAUGGGAACAGCUCACCGGCCGAGGACGAGCAGCUGUCGGACGCCCUCCGGUGCUGGCUGACCACGCCCCGCGCCCACGAUGCCUCCACAGGACGCCCCCGAGGAGGCCGAGUCGAUUAAGCCCGUCUCCUCGCUCCGCGCCCAGUUCGAGAACCUGCUCAGCGCGAACAGAGCCCCCGCCGCGCCCACCACCCCGCGCCAGCGCUCGCCGGGGCCCGCAGACCGCCUCGCCGCCGACGACCACCGCAGGGCCGACAAGCGCAUCUCGCUGGACAUCCCGCGCGACCACUUCGACCGCGCCUCGCCCAGCGUCAGCGACCUGAGCGGCAAUGGCCGGCCCACCCCGCGCUCGACCCUGCGCGCGCCCUGGGGCAGCCAGAAGCCGCGCCCGACCUCCAUGGUCGCCUUCUCGCCCCCGCGCUCGCCCACCCGCUCGCGCACCCGCUCGCCGCCCCGCGUCACCGUGCAGUCGCCCGCCUCGCCGCCCGCCGCCCUGACCCCGCCCAUCCUCUCGCCGCGUCCGUCGCGCCCGACGCCCCAUGCCGCCCUCGACUCGCCCACGCCUGCCGCCUCGAAGCCCAUCAAGAUCGCGAGCCGCGACGGCACGCCCGGCGUCGACGUCAAGGCGCUCUCUGCGACCGCGACGGGCUCUAGCAUCACGGCCAAGAACGAUCGCCCCACGGCCUCUGCGCCGCCCAUGCCGCCCCCGGUCAACCGCGCGGGAAAGCCGAAGAUACCCGCCAAGCCGCAGUCAGUGGACAUGACUGCCAAACCGCAGCCAGCAGACCACACAGCCAAACCGCAGUCGGCAGACAACAUAGCCAAACCCAGGACGAGCCUGGAGCCGGCCAAGUCCGAGGACGAGCGCUUCUCCCCCUUCAACACGCCGCCCAGCAGUGCAGGCAGCACAAAAGCCCCGAAUCCGUCUCCGCCCGUGUUGCCCAUCGCGUCGAAGCCGAAAGGGAUACUCAAGGAUGGCUAUUUUCCGCCUCCCCCCAUACACCACGUCGUGGCUGAGAAGCUGGCUGCCGCUGACGCGAGGAUCGCGAACCAGCCGCCCAAGCGUGCAUCGCCGCCCACAGCCACUUCGUACCGGAACGGCGACAGUCCGGAUGAGCGGCCAGCGCUGCCUGUGAGGCGCGAGAAAGAUACCUCAGAUCUGCGGAAGAGCGUACAGCUGCAGCGGCAGCCACCGCCGGACGUGCCAGUGCGCAGAUCGCUUGAUCAGGGGCGGCCUGUCAUGUUCACACCCGACGACGGCGCGAGAGCGAUGCCUCCACCACGGCGGACGCAGACGACCAACUUUGGCACCGCUUCCCGCUCACUCAAUCCCCCCGAGCUUCCGCCGCCCCGCAAGUCCGGCGAGAUGAGGAGACCAACGCCAACUCCGACGCCGCCACCUCAGCAGCCUUCUCGAAGUGCUGCCCAGGCAUAUACCUACGACUCGGAUGAGUCAGACACGUCCCCUGACAAGCAGCCGACCACAGCUCUGACAGACUACCCCGACUCGUCGCAAGCAAACCGAAGACCGCCCACCUUCCCAGACACAAUAGCUGGGAUACCCACAGGAUAUGACACGAAAACGUUCGCCGUCUGCGGUGAACACAUAUGUACCACUGGCUAUGUGACAAACGUGUGGAAUGUACUGAACGGGCGACUGCUCAUGAGCUUAAGCCACGGCGAUACUGUAAAAGCAACAGCAGUAGCCUUUAGACCGGCAAAAGACGUAGAACAGGAAGGUAAACGGUUGUGGCUGGGCAUGAAUACUGGCGAACUGCACGAAAUCGACAUACCGACACAAAGUAUUGUCUUCACUAAGAAUGCCCAUGCACGAGCGGUGAUUAGCAGAAUCUUCAGGUACGCAGGCGAGAUGUGGUCGCUUGAUGAGACAGGUAAGAUUCACAUCUGGCCAGCCGACGAGUCUGGCUCGCCGUCCCUGCACCAAGCGCCCCUCACCUUUCAGAUCCGGGGCGGCCAUACGUUCUCGAUUGUCUCUGGAUCGCAAUUGUGGGUGGCGUACGCCAAGGAUCUGCGCGUGUACAAGCGUACCGGAGAUCACAACUACUUCCAGCAGCUCACCGAGGGCACGCUUUCGCAACUCAAUGUAGGCGACGUGACGUCCGGAGCCAUCGUCAGCAGCCAGCCGGACCGCAUCUAUUUCGGCCACAUCGAUGGCAAAGUGACCAUCUACGCCAAGAAGGGGUUCGAGUGUCUGGGUGUUGUCAAUGUCAGUCUGUACAAGAUCAGUUCGCUCGUGGGUGUAGGUGAUUAUCUCUGGGCCGGCUACAGCACGGGCAUGAUAUACGUUUACGACACUACAUCCUCGCCAUGGAAGGUGUUGAAGGACUGGAAGGCGCACGACAAGCCCAUCGCUGGCAUCAUCGCAGACCGAACGAGUAUCUGGAAGCUGGACAGGCUGCAGGUCGCUUCAUUGGGCACAGAUACGAUGCUGCGCGUCUGGGAUGGCAUGCUGAAGACCGACUGGCUUGAAACCUUGAUGCAGCAGCGCGACUCGGAGUAUUGCGAGUUCAGAGAGCUCUCUGCGCGAGUCAUGACCUGGAACGCCGGCGCGGUGAAACCAACUACCCUACGCCAGUCCGGAGACCGCGACUUCCUGCGGGAUAUUGUUGAACCUGAGAACCCGCCAGAUAUCCUGGUGUUUGGCUUUCAAGAACUGGUUGAUUUGGAAAACAAGAAAAUCACCGCGAAGAGUUUCUUCAAGAAGAAGAAGCAGAAGGAGAGCUCCGAGCACGAACACAUGUCGCAUCAGUACCGCGCGUGGAAAGACCAUCUGAUACGGGUGCUGGACGAGCAUGCGCCAAGGGAAAACUACAUCCUGCUGCACACUGCCAAUCUUGUUGGGUUGUUCACCUGCGUCUUUGUCAAGGCGGCAGAGCGCAAUAAUAUCCGCGACGUCAGCGCUGCGGAGAUUAAACUAGGGUUCAGCGGCCGCGUAGGGAACAAGGGUGCACUUGUCGUGCGCUUCCUGCUGGACGACUCGUCUCUCUGCUUGAUCAACUGCCAUCUUGCAGCGGGGCAGACCCAGACGACACAUCGAAACAACGAUGCCGCCUCAAUCAUGGAAGCAGCGCCACUGCCGAAGAACCGCUCACCGGUGGACUGCGCGAAUUUCUUCGUUGGCGGCGGCGACGGCUCGAUGAUCCUCGAUCACGAGAUCUGCAUCCUCAACGGCGACUUGAAUUACCGCAUUGAUGCGAUGCCGCGUAAUACAGUCAUUGAAUGCGUGCGGCAGGGCAACCUGGCCAAGCUGCUGGAGCGCGACCAGCUGCUGCUGUCUCGCAAGCGCAACCCCGGAUUCCGCCUUCGCGCGUUCAACGAAAUGCCCAUCGAUUUUGAUCCUACAUACAAGUACGACGUCGGCACCGACAACUACGACACAUCUGAGAAGAAGCGCUCGCCCGCCUGGUGCGAUCGUCUUCUGUACCGGGGGCUAGGUAGAAUCAAGCAGCUCGACUACAGGAGACACGACGGCAUCAAGGUGUCCGACCACCGGCCUGUCAGCGGCAGCUUCAGAUUCCGCGUCAAGACCAUCGACUCGCGGAAGCAGGAUGCAGCACGUGACAAGGCGGAGGUCGAGUUCGAAGCCGUGCGGAGGCGCAUCGCGAACGAUAUCAAGCAGGACUAUCUGAUUAAUGUAUUCGGGCUGUCCGCCAAGGAGGCCCAGCAGGCGCUGGCCGGCGGGUGAAGCAUUGUACAGUAAGAAGCGUAGACCCGGCCCCGCGGCACCGCACAAAACGCCCUGCCCCGCAGGCGCCCUAGCAUUGAAAUUCCGCGCGACACUCG